AUGAUACCUGACAUAGCACCGUGGAUACGGCACCUGUCCAUCGGUGUUUGGGCGCUCAACCGCAUGGUUUCCCCCGAGUCGACACUUCCCCUCCGCUCCUUGAAUCUUGUCAACUUGAAUGUGUACCUCCAAGGAAACCCGAUGCCGAGCUCACUCAUCGAUGCGCUCCCUCAUUCCCUGCGAGUUCUGCGUGUGAUAUCUCUUGCGCAUAUCAACCCCGCGAGUCUUACCGCGAUAGCACGUAGAUGCCAGGGCAUUCAGGAGCUUGAAAUAUCCGUUGCAGACACCCUCGACUCCUCAUGCUGCUUGGACUGCUUCGCAGAGUCAGAGAGUCGCGUCGUUCAUUCACCGAUUGGACACGGCAAGCGCGCUCAGACUAUAGAGCAAGUCGUUGAUGCCUACGCUGAUGCUCUCCAACAUCUCCCUCGUCUUCGACGACUGGCCCUCGGCGUCUUCAUCUCCCCCGCAGCACUGCUCACGACGCACCUCAACCGCCACCGCGUAGAUGCCCAACCCUACAUCACUGAUGGAACGCCAGCCUAUGACACAGCGUCAGCGCAGCACACCCCUGCCGCGGCUUUGAGUCCACGCGUCAAGACAGGCGAUUACCAGUUGGUUCGAGCACCACCCGCAACCAACAUCAUAGACCAUGUCGCGCGCUUCGGGCACUUUGCUACGCCCUCAAAGUGCAUGGACUGCGUGCGGGAAUACAGCGUAUUCGUACGCAGGGACGAACUUCGCGCAACGGUGCGUCUUGCGCAGCGCUUGAAGAGCCUGGAGAGCGUGUGGUGGAGCUCAUGGUUCUCGGGCGACGAUCGGACGGGCGCUCUGUGGACGAAGCUGUCUGUGGUGCGAGAGGACAAGCGUCUGAAGGUCGCAAGGCAGAGGCGCGCUUGA
Peniophora sp. CBMAI 1063 is the source of this 897-nucleotide messenger RNA. The record is from the annotation of a GenBank genome assembly. NCBI's taxonomy places the organism in Eukaryota, Fungi, Basidiomycota, Agaricomycetes, Russulales, Peniophoraceae.